CAUUUUUCCUUUGUAUUAAAGCAGCCGCAUUGGCGGCCAAAAAGAUAAAAGCAAUCACAUCUUGCAAUUAUUAUGGGAUUAAGUGAUCAACUUUCUUUGAUGUUGAAGAUCUUUGAUAUAUGAGACAUUCUCUAAAAUGUGAUGUUGAUGGAAGAGUUAUUGUUAUUACCACAAGGAAGGGAAGCAAAGAAAGUCUGGUUAAUCCCUUGGUUCUUAAAUAGAGAGUUCCAAACUAAAGCAUCAACCAUUAUGGAGUGAUUGUUCCUUAUUCAUCAGAGUCUAUAAUGAUAAUGACAAGUGGAAAAGUUCUUUAUUUUUCCUUGGGUCACCCACCAAAACAACAUCUUACUGGAUGCCUAUAGAUUGAUUUAAUACGUCACCGAAGUCUUAUUCAUAAGGUACAAACCAUGUAAAUUAUUGGUCAGCCGAUCAAUUAAUGGAUGACUGCAAGAAAUGGGUCAUUUCUAGAUUGUUUUUAGUGCUUUACCCUUAGAUGAAUUUGAAUCAGAAGAUGCUUAGUGAAAGCAUUUAUUUUAUGUUUCUUUUAUAGCUGAUGAGCAGAUCUAGAUUUCUUUCCAGUCUUCUGCUGAAACCCACAAUUUUAUUGGAAUGAAGCAUGUUCUGUACUUCUGUGUAACAUUCUACUUGUUGUGCCACCCUAGAUUUCUCUCCACCACCAUGCUCUGAUAAUAAUUAUUGGUAAUGAUUGCUUGUAGAAAUGAGUAGCAGCAGCAGUUGUCGAUAAGUGAUAAGCAACUUUUAUGUUCUUUUAUUGUAGGCUAGAAUGUUUUUCUAUCAUUCCAUUGUCUUUCUCUGUAGUUACAAUGUGGGUGACACUUAUCACUGGUAAUGAGUUGGCAUCUUUUGCAUCCAUAUUCCAUGGUAGUUAUGCAUUAAUCUGUUGAAACCUUUAACCAGACUAUUGGAGUGACAAAAUAUUAUUUAAACUUUUUUUUUUCUUGACAUCUAAUCAUAAGAAUAGUUCUGGUUGCACAUAGCAAUUUAUAUGAGCAAUCUUAGGCUUUGAUGAGUUUACACUGAAUGGUGUAUCAAAUUGAUGAGGUUAAACAUUUCAUUGGAAGUUGUCAUCAUAGGCUCCUCUUUUUCCUUCUUUCUUUUUUUUGGACAAGUGGAAAAGUUCUUUAUUUGUCCCUUGCUUACUCAACAAAACAACUAAUUAUAG
Molecule: messenger RNA, 1183 nt
Organism: Rubroshorea leprosula
Lineage: Eukaryota; Viridiplantae; Streptophyta; Magnoliopsida; Malvales; Dipterocarpaceae
Source: the annotation of a GenBank genome assembly